Molecule: messenger RNA, 1468 nt
Organism: Raphanus sativus (radish)
Lineage: Eukaryota; Viridiplantae; Streptophyta; Magnoliopsida; Brassicales; Brassicaceae
Exons: 2
Coding region: 113-1306 (397 amino acids)
Molecular function (GO): nucleic acid binding; RNA-DNA hybrid ribonuclease activity
Source: RefSeq, a predicted model, not a curated record
CAAACAAGAAGAAAAAGGAGAGAUUGUCCAAACAGUGUGGUCCUAGUGAUGAGAAGUCCUUGAAUGGAGGAGAACAGGAUUGUAACUUUUGCUUUGUUUUGUUUCGUAAUUUAUGCUUUUACUAGAUGAUGGCAUCGGUGACGUGAGGCGGAUUCUGGUUAAACAGCCCUCGAUUUCACAUGAUGAUUCGUUCACUUGGGCUUACAACAAAUCCGGCAAUCUGACGGUUAAAUCAGCCUACUGGUUAGCCAGAGAGCAAAAGAUUAAAGAGACUUUCCCUCAAGCUCUAGCUCUAUCGUCUGUUAAUCAUGUGAAAGAGAAAGUUUGGAGAACCUUGACGUCUCCUAAGAUUAAAACAUUUCUCUGGAAAGCACUUAGUGAAGCCUUGCCAGUGGCUGAUCUGAUUAUCCAACGUGGAAUGAGGAUUGAUGGUAGAUGUCAACUGUGUGGGUUAGAGGGAGAAACUAUCAUCCAUGUCCUCUUUCAUUGUGAUCCAGCGAGACAAGUGUGGGUUCUCUCAGGGGUUCCAUGCUCGGAAAUUGGAUUUGAAAAUGGCAGUCUAUUUGGUAACCUGAAUUAUCUCCUAAAUGUGAAGUGCAGCUCUGAAGGUGGCAUCCAGCCUUUGAGAUCUUGGCCUUGGGUGAUUUGGAAUAUAUGGAAGUGCAGAAACGACUUCAUUUUUAAAGGGAGAAGAUGGGCUCCUGAAGAGAUUGUUGAGAAGGCUUUUGGUGAGGCGGAUGAGUGGUUCCUUGCGCAAGAAGUUGAAGAGGAACUUACCAAGCUGAACGAUAAAGUGGUAGAGAUCACUAAGAAGAAAUGGACUCCUCCUCCAAAUGAUUGGCUUAUGUCCAAUAUAGGCUUCGAGUGGAUUAAACAUUCAAAGCUUAUGGGUGGUGCGUGGGUUGUGAGAAAUCAUAGAGGAGUGGUGUUGAUGCAUAGUCGCAGGGCUUUCUCGAAUAUUCAGAGCUUGGAUGAGGCCCGACUGGUGUCAAUCCUUUGGGCAGUGGAAAGCAUGACGAGCUUGAGGUAUAAUAGAGUGAUAUUUGCAGGGGAUUUUAAAGAAAUUUUCUUGGCUUUGAAGAAUCCUCUUCAAUGGCCUGCUCUACGUUAUCACGUUACUGAGGUUAAUAUGAACCUGAGGCUGAUGCCGGAAUUUCAAGUCAAGACGGUGGUAAAGGAGGAAAACAAAGGAGCGACAAUCAUUGCUCAAACCGUCACAAGGGAGGGUAGAUUGCCAUCCUAUGUGGCCAAAGGGCAUCCUUCGUGGCUCUUUGAAUUCUUUGUGAAUGAAAGUCGCCUCCUCUAAUUCUGUCCUCCUUCUGUGUUUCUUUAUGUGUUUUGCCCGGUGCCUUUGGGUUUGUUGAUGAUCAGGUUUAGGAUCAUGUUGAGUUGGUUUGGUUUGUCUCUGGUGUAGUGAGGCUGACUUGUAUUUUGUACUCUGUUUCGGAUUUCUUUAUAAUGAAGUUCU